Molecule: messenger RNA, 2037 nt
Organism: Chara braunii
Lineage: Eukaryota; Viridiplantae; Streptophyta; Charophyceae; Charales; Characeae
Source: the annotation of a GenBank genome assembly
CGAAGGAUGGAAAAUAGACUACGUAUAAGAAGAACCUCAUUGAGGUUUACAAAUUAGAGGAUAACAAGUAUUCCAUCAAGAACCUUGAAACAAUGACUCAAGAUGAAGAUGAGAGCAUACGGGCAUUUGGGAUGUGUUUCCAGAAGAUCUCUGACGUGCUGAUGAAGAAGGGGAAAAUCUCAGAGGUCGAGCGCUGUACUAUCUUCAUCGGACACUUGUCCAAAGGUAGGCAAAAAAGUAUACUUAGAGAUCUUCUGCGCGACAGGCUUGAUUUCUUGGAACUCCUAAAGCUCGCGAUAAAGGCAGAGGCAGACGAUUACAAGGACUUGGUGAGAGGGAUGAGGAGACGUGACUUCUCUCUCUACAAGGAGUAUGUCACUGAUAGAUGUCCUGAUUUCAAGGACUAUCCCUGGUCGGAGAAGAAUGAGGCCGUGGCUGAGGAAGUGAAGGAAAUACGGGACAUGGUGAAGGGAUUGAUGAGACAGGUUACAGAGAUUGUGACCACUAUAGGGGCCACGGCCUACCGAGACAAACCUGGAGGGCCCUAUUCACUUCGCUGGGACCACCGAGACCGCAGAGAUCGCGAGCCGUUUGCGCGAGCAACGAGGCUGGAUGAUUACCCACGAAGCCCUCGCUACGAGGCCGAUCGGGAUAGAGGCGACUCCCGCGGCCGAUGGGAGACAGAUCAGGGCCGACAGGAUGGAUAUAGGGACGACAGAUACGAGAGAUCGGACCGAGAUGGAUAUAGGGACGACAGAUACGAGAGAUCGGACCGAGACAGAUAUAGGGACGACAGAUACGAGAGGUCAGGUCGAGAUGGCUACAGAGGUGGUAGGUAUGAAAUAGGAGAUCGGGACUGGGAACGACGAGAUGAGUCGCGCGGACGGUUUGAGCGCGGGGGAGAUGCGAGAGAGCAGCGUGACGAGUCGCGGGGGUGGUAUAGCCGAGGGGACCGACGAGAUGAGUCACGAGGGCGAUAUGACUCGGGAGACCGCCAGAAUGAUUCGCGAGGGCGAUAUGAGCAAAAAGGGUCUGGAGGAGACCGCCGCAACGAUUCGCGCGGUCGAAAUGAUAGAGGGGGAUAUGGCGUCUCAUCAGAACCAUAUCCCAAGUCGCCUGACCCCAAGGCAGCCAGGAGUUCGAUCUCUAGAAGCGCAAAUGACAAGCCAUCUACUCCCAGGAACUCAUGCGUCUACUKUAGAGGAGAAGAUCAUAUCAAGAGGGAUUGCCCGGACCUCAAACGGGCAAUACAUGAGGGACUUGUCGUGCUUGACGACCGCAAGUACGUCAAGUGGGCAGAUAGUCUGGGAGAUGUAUCGAUGUUCCCUUCGAUGAAGGAGAAUGUCGAAGCAAGGAGAGUAAAGCCGAGUAAAGAAAAGGAGCCGGUCAGGAGCCAGAGCAUCAAGAUAACCUUUGAGAGGGAUAUGGCGACCACACCCAUAAGAGUGGCAGCCACCAAGUCGGCGAGAGGGUCUACAUCGAAGAAGACUGACACGGAUUACGUGAUGACGGAGAAGGACGGGCAGCGGGUCGAUGGAGAGGAGGUUAUCCUUUCGAUGCGAAAGAGGGGAGUGAAAAAGUUCUUAAUGAAGAGUUCGCUGGACGAGAUUGACACGGUCGAGCCACUGAGGCGGGCCCUUCGGCAACCCAUGCAGUGCUCUAUUCUAGAGUACCUGGCGGCAUCGAAGUCGGCUCGUGAUGAGUUACAGAUGAUCACGCGGAAGACUCGCAUACCUCUAUCGGAGGAGGGUCAGGGGGCCCCUAAGACGGAAGCUUCUACAGUAGCAGUAACGGGGGUGACUACCAAAGCGGAUUGCAUGGCGACAGUCCUUCUCGAUGGAAUGGAAGGUGUGCCUCCAGACAAGUAUUAUAUACUUGGUAGCAGGCCGUGGAGACGAUUAUAAACGAUGGAGCGGUACUCGAUGCUGUGAUCGAUAAUGGCAGUGAGGCUGUCAUCAUAGACGAGGACCUGCCAGUACAAGUUGGACUAGGCCUCGAUAGGUCAUACCUAUUUGACAAUAAAAAUUAAAAACAUGA